CUGCGGUGUACAUUGACAAAUAGUGUACAUAGCGACAAAAUGAAAAAGGAAACUCAGGCAAAGUUACGGAGAUAUGGGUCAGGUCCAUUGGCAAAACAGAAUCACGUAUCGGCUAUUCCGAUGCCAACUUAUUUGAACCAUAGUACAUCGAAUUGUCUGAGUAGGCCGGCCGAUCAAAAUUCAAUGCAUGAAUUUGCAAACGCGCUGUCCAGCCCAACUAUGACAUCAAACACGAAUAUAAUUUCACCUAUCGCAUUGCACGACGUAGAUUAUACGCAACAGGCGUCAGCGUCACCAGAUUCGUCAAUAUACAGGAGGAAGUCCAACUUAAAAACUGGUAUGGUUGCAAAUAGCGAUCCACCAAGUCCUCUUUGCCAUUACAAACAUACUUUUGACCCUACUGUUACUACUCAGCGCAUUGUCGUUGGCAUCUACUCAUCUCAAGCGUCUGAAACAUCGGAUAUAGAACCGGAAACUACAAAUCCGUCAGUCUCUGAGUGCACUGAUGAAAGCUCAAAGGUAAUAUUUUCUCACGGCAAAGUAGCAGCCCGCAGGCAAUCGAGUUUAUCAGCGCGUGCGCGGACUAUUUUCAAAUCUGUAUUGGCACGAACAUCGACUACGGGCAGCAGGUGACAGUAUAUGACAGUAAAACUAUAUAUGCUUUCACGAGAGAGAACAUCCUCAAAAAUUCACAAGGAAUGACAAGCCUGUGCUGUAUAAACUCACAGUCGAAGAGAUCUCCAGCCUGCGAACCGAAGACGCAUGUCGAGCAUUGAUUUCAGAGAAGUAUAACUCACGAUAUGUCAUGCAAGUGUGUACUAUACAAAUUUCUAUAGAACAUACCAUGGAAGAGCAUACUCUUUUUAGAUGACCCGGUUGUAUUUGUAAGCGGAGCGAGCAUAGAAUAGUGAAUCGUAAUAAACGGUCUAAGGCUAUUUGGCACAACAACU
Molecule: messenger RNA, 950 nt
Organism: Sphaeroforma arctica JP610
Lineage: Eukaryota; Ichthyosporea; Ichthyophonida
Exons: 1
Coding region: 40-633 (197 amino acids)
Source: RefSeq, a predicted model, not a curated record